This is a messenger RNA of Propithecus coquereli (Coquerel's sifaka), 1145 nucleotides long. It is a transcript of the gene CLDN15, whose product is annotated as claudin 15. The coding region runs from base 115 to 801 and encodes 228 amino acids. Gene Ontology annotation, cellular component: plasma membrane; bicellular tight junction. Lineage: Eukaryota; Metazoa; Chordata; Mammalia; Primates; Indriidae. The transcript is spliced from 6 exons. Gene Ontology annotation, biological process: bicellular tight junction assembly; cell adhesion. The record is from RefSeq and is a predicted model, not a curated record. Gene Ontology annotation, molecular function: structural molecule activity.
CUCCCAGUGCCUCCCUGGGGGCCCCUCCUUGGCUGUAUCCGUCCGUCCGUCACUCCUGGGGCUCUACUCUCCCCCUGUCUGGGGCACCAGCCCCUCAGGGACCUGCGUCCUGCCAUGUCGGUGGCUGUGGAAACCUUUGGCUUCUUCAUGGCAGCCCUGGGGCUGUUGAUGCUGGGGGUGACCCUGUCAAACAGCUACUGGCGAGUGUCCACCGUUCACGGAAAUGUCAUCACCACCAACACCAUCUUCGAGAACCUCUGGUAUAGCUGUGCUACCGACUCCCUGGGAGUCUACAACUGCUGGGAGUUCCCGUCCAUGCUGGCCCUCUCUGGGUACAUCCAGGCCUGCCGGGCACUCAUGAUCACCGCCAUCCUCCUGGGCUUCCUCGGCCUCUUUCUAAGCAUAGUGGGGCUGCGCUGCACGAACAUUGGGAACAUGAUGCUCUCCAGGAAAGCCAAGCUGGCAGCCACCGCAGGGGCCCUACACAUGUUGGCUGGUGUCUGCGGGAUGGUGGCCAUCUCCUGGUACGCCUUCAACAUCACCCAGGAGUUCUUCGACCCCCUGUACGCCGGAACCAAGUACGAGUUGGGCUCCGCCCUCUACCUGGGCUGGAGCGCCUCCCUGAUCUCCAUCCUGGGCGGCAUCUGCCUCUGCUCCGCCUGCUGCUGCGGCCCUGACGAGGGCCCCGCCGCCAGCCCCCGGCUUGCCUACAAGGCCUCCGCGUCCGCGGUGCCCCUCGCCGCGUCGGGAGAAGAAGGCGACAGCAGCUUUGGCAAAUACGGCAAAAACGCCUAUGUGUAGGAGCUGCGGUCAGUGAGGCCCAUUUUCCUUCCCACUGCCCCAGAGAGGGGUCGCCGCUGGGUCCCACCCUCCCAACAACAGCCUUAGGAUAAGGCCACGCCCCAGGCUCCACCCCAUGUCCUCAAGCCACGCCCAUCUCUCGACCCGCCUCUCCAGUUGGAGCUACGCCCCGGCCAAGCCCCCUCGUCUUGCACUCCUGGGGCCUUCCAGGCUAAGAACUGCUCUGAGAAGUCCUUUUGCCUGGACCCCUCCUCGUCCAUCGUCUGAGCCCGGGCUCUGGGAUGUGAAGGGGACAGAGGUGUCCCCGAAUGUGUGUAUUAUAUAUAAAUACAUGCAUAAAUAAA